CGCCUCCCCCAUGCUGCUUGGAGCGUCCUGGCUGUUGGCGUCCAAGGCGGCGGCCACUACAGCUCGGAGAGAGGGCGACGACAGGCAGGGUGAGCAGCAGCAGGAGGCCCAAGCGAGGACUGACGAGGAUAUGGACGAGUCAUCGCUGCUGGACUUGCUAGAAUGCUCCGUGUGCCUGGAGCGCCUGGACACCACGGCCAAGGUGUUACCAUGCCAGCACACCUUCUGCCGCCGCUGUCUGGAGAGCAUCGUGUGCUCGCGCCACGAGCUACGCUGUCCUGAGUGCCGCAUCCUGGUGGGCUGCGGUGUGGACGAGCUGCCCGCCAACAUACUGCUGGUGCGCCUGCUGGAUGGCAUCCGCCAGAGGCCCCGCACGGGCGCCAGCCCGGGGAGCAGCCCUCCUGCGCGCCCGGGCCCCAGUACCUUCCCAGCGCUGGCUGGCAUCCCUGGAGGCGCGACUGGCAGUCCUCCGCGUUCUCCGGUCUUUCUUCCAGCGGCGGCAGGCAGCUCUACCUCCAGUUUGUGCGACGUGGCGACUAACAGGAGCGUGCCAGUGCCUAAGAAUCUAUCCCAGCUUCCCUAUGGCAAGGCCCUCUACAGCUAUGAGGGAAAAGAACCUGGUGACCUCAAGUUCAACAAAGGGGACAUCAUCAUCCUGCGGCGCAAGGUGGAUGAGAACUGGUACCAUGGGGAGCUGCAGGGCACUCAUGGCUUCCUCCCGGCCAGCUACAUCCAGUGUGUCAGGCCCUUGCCACAGGCUCUGCCCCAAGGCAAAGCACUUUAUGAUUUUGAGAUGAAGGACAGAGACCAAGACAAAGACUGUCUGACCUUCACUAAGGAUGAAGUUUUAACUGUGAUCCGGAGAGUGGACGAUAAUUGGGCAGAAGGCAUGCUGGGAGACAAAGUCGGCAUUUUCCCACUCCUGUACGUGGAGCUCAACGACUCUGCAAAACAACUCAUUGAGAUGGACAAGAUGUGCCCUGCCGCUGCCACCGCAUGCAACUACGAUGCCCUCUUAUCCUCCGACCCCAGCACAGUAGCCAGUGUGGCCUCAGGCCCCACCCUAAGUAGCUCAGGGGCAGUCAGUGCCUUUCAACGACGUGUGGACAGCAAGAAGAACGCCAAGAAGCGCCAUUCCUUCACUGCGCUCAGUGUGACGCACAAAUCCUCCCAGGCUGCCAGCCACAGGCACUCCAUGGAAAUUAGUGCCCCGGUGCUGAUCAGCUCCAGUGACCCUCGUGCUGCGGCCAGGAUCGGGGAGCUUGCCCAUCUGUCCUGCACCGUACCCACCCAGGACUCCUCUUCAACUGGACCUAUCCCCACAGCCAUCCCACGAGGUGCCACGGUGGCUGGAGAACAGGGCAUGUCUCCCAAAGUCCAGCUGCCCCUCAACGUGUACCUGGCUCUCUAUGCUUACAAGCCCCAGAAGAAUGAUGAGCUGGAGUUGCGCAAGGGUGAGAUGUACCGUGUGCUGGAGAAGUGUCAGGAUGGCUGGUUCAAGGGAGCUUCACUAAAAACCGGGGUCUCGGGGGUGUUCCCCGGCAACUACGUGACACCUGUCUCCAGGGUUCCUGGAGGAGGGGCUGGGUCACCCUGGAAUAAUGUGCUCGGAGGGUCUCCACUGGCCAAGGGGAUGGCCACCAUUAUGCACCCUGGAGGUGGCAGUCUGAGCAGCCCAGCCACAGCCACCAGGCCUGUUCUGCCUCUCACCACACUGCAGGACCAUAUGCAGCACCCAGCCACCUCCCUACCAACAGGUAGCUGCCUUCGGCACUCCGCUCAACCAACAGCCAGCCAAGCCGGGAGCACCCCCAUCCCAACAGCUACCCAUCCCUCAGCCCAGGCCCUGGACCGACCGACGGCCACGGUGUCGCCCCUGCGCACUCAGACUUCUCCAUCCCGCCUGCCCACCACCAGCCUCCGGUCCCGCUCUGUGGUGUCCCCACAGCACAGCCAGCAGCCCCCGACGCAGAUAUGUCCCCGGCCAGCCGUUCCCUUCACGUCGGCAGCGUCGGCCAUCACGCCUCCCAACGUCAGUGCUGCCAACCUCAGCGGGGAGUCUGGAGGGCCGCCCAUCAGUGGUCUGUCCAUACCCAGCCCCAUCAACACAGGGUACAAGCCAGACGACAAGAAAAAUGAAAAGAAGGAGAAGAAGAGCGGGCUAUUGAAGCUGCUGGCUGGGGCAUCUACCAAGAAGAAGUCCCGCUCCCCACCAUCUGUAUCUCCAACCCACGACCCCCAGGCAGCCAUGGAUACCUCACUGCAGGGUGCCAUGGGCCCUGAAGUGUCCCCAGUGACCGUCCAUGGCAGGGCAGGUUCCUGCCCCAUAGAGAGUGAGAUGCAGGGGGCCAUUGGCUUGGAGCCACUGCACAGAAAAGCCGGCUCCUUGGAUCUGAAUUUCUCUUUGUCUCCUUCUCGGCAAUCAGCUCUGUCCAUGGCUUCCCUCCGCCCCGAACCUAAGCCACUGCCCCGAGAGAGGUACCGUGUGGUGGUCUCCUACCCACCCCAGAGUGAAGCAGAGAUUGAACUAAAGGAAGGCGAUAUUGUCUUCGUGCACAAGAAGCAUGAGGAUGGCUGGUUCAAGGGGACUCUGCAGCGGAAUGGCCGCACGGGCCUCUUCCCAGGCAGCUUUGUGGAGAGCUUCUGAAAGCCGUCGCUCAUGUCCAGCCCUGCCAUCCAGGAGAGGGACCCAAGAAAACACUAUGUGAGCAGAGGAAGCCUCAUCACCUAGGUCCCUGGGCCUUUCUAAAACACCUGCCAGGAACAACUGGACUGGGGUGAUGACUCGGUUGUGAAGGCCAUGCUCUCGCGUGAGGUCCUAACUGAAAGCACACAGGGAUGUCGUCUUGGUUGUGAAGGCCAUACCCUCAUAUGAAGUCCUUAUUGAAAGCACACAUGCGUGUCCUUCAAGACCAUGCCUGAAUUUCAGUGAGCAGUACAAUGGAAAACGUUGCCCAUGUGGACCAAUGCACUCUAUGCCAGCCAGCGGCUAACGCAGUAAUCGCUGUCUGUGCAAGGCUGGGAGCGUGGGAGGGUCCAAGGUGGGGCCAUGUGCGAGGGCUGACAGCAAUGGCGAGUAACUUCCCUGGCUCCCCUGGGUAUCAUUCCUCUAUAUACCUCUGUCACCUGCCAUCAAGCCUCACAUCCAGGGCAUUCAUGGUUCAGGAGCCUCAUGUAAGGGCUCCGAGUCUCCCAAGGUGCCCAGUGGGGUCCUGUCGGGCACCGCAGAGUUCUUACAGCUUUGUCUCCUACCGGGAUAAGAAGGAACACCUUUUGGUUUCACUACCACUGUCUGCAUUACCCCUUCUUAUGGCACCUUUUUAAUGUACAACUCCUAGACUUUCUAUAUUUCUAAUAGGUCAGACGCUGCGUAUUUUUCAUACAUCUGGUGCUGAUUUUUUGUAAAACUAGAAAUCCCUUGGGUAAGCUUCAAGGAAAAGCAUGAGUAACAUCAAAGGAAAGUUUUAUAUAUUUCCCAUCUGAAGUUUGGAGCACAUUGAGGAAUUCCUCUCUGUAAUAUCAAAACAUUGGCUGGUGCUCAGUGAGGUGACAGAGUCUGCCGAGAUGGUCAUGUGGAGUUGGAGAGUGUCUUUCCCGGCUGUUGGAACUAGCCUAAACCACAUGCUCCAUCUAGAUAGGAGUGAUUUUUUUUAAAAUUGGAAACAUUUUUGAGGAAUUUAUACUGCCUUUUUGUGUGGCAAGAAAACACACACACACACACACACACACACACACACACACACACACACACGCACACGCACACGCACACACUGACCCCUAAAACUUCCUUUGACUGCUUUAGAGAGAAUGACUAAAAAUAGCAUUCUUAAAGCAUGUCUUGCUGCCAAAAUGCAGCUUUUACAACAGCUCAGAUCGCUACCUUGCAAAGGUUUUUUUUUUCUCCAUUUCAAAAACAAGUCACUUCCCCUAUCAGGCCAGGCAAAAUUCCAUCUGCUAGAGACCAAAGGUACAGUGCUAAGAGGAAUCUGAUGCAUGACUACAGGCUUACAGGGCCGGGAGCCACUGGAAAAAGCAGCAGGAUGGUUCCUUUGGCCCUCAGGCCUUCCUGUAAAGUUCACUGAAGCAACAGCUUGCUUCCCAAGAGGUUGGCUAUCAAGAGGAGUGAGUGUCACACUUUAGAAACAUAUUUUUUUUUCAUCUCAAAAUAGCAAUUUGUGAGCCUCUGUACAUUUUUACAAAAUCACCCAGACCUGUGUCAAGCCUUUGGUAGCAGAGGCUAUCACUAGUUUUCGUAAGAAAAUAAGGACCACUUCUCAAUGUUCCUAUUUGAGGAUAUGACUUAACUAGUUGUGGCUGCCAGGUGACUGCCAUGUGGAAGCAGUGAUGCCUAGGGAAAGUCUCUUCCUCCAUGAUAAUAGACUAACUAAACAGAAGAAAACUGUUCUGAGCCAAAGAGAAACUCUAGCUUAGGCACAGAGAUCCCUGUAUGCAGGGUGAGUGACAUCCACAAGCAAUCUAGUCACUGUCACUGCUGAAUUACUUGCCCAUCCAUGCACAAAAGAUCUGUGUAUGGUUAAAUCCAUGAUAUCACCAAGGAGGUACACAAAUCUACAUCCUGGGGGAGAUGUAUUUUCAGUGGAACCAGAACUCACUCCAGUUUCCAGACAAUAAAAGUCCCUUUUUCUCUCCUCAACAAGAUUGACUUGAAGUCAACAGAAUAAGACAACUUUGACCUGUCCUCUUUUCUCCUGAGGGCUGCUUCAUGAGGUCAGGUGGUAGCAGCUUGAUAGAGAGCUAAGGAAAGUAUCAAGUUGUCUUUGGAAAACAUCAGUUGGACCCUCUCCUAACCACCAAGUCAUGGGUUUAUGCAGGACCUACCUUGGGGAGCGAAACAGGGCCCUAGGGCUCAUUCCCAGAUGGGGCUUUUUAAAAUACACAAUGAGCCCCAUGGUCUGAGUAUUUUGAAUACUCUCGAGCCCUUUAACUUUCAAAAUCAUGUGUUCCACAGUCAAGAACAGAAAAGAGGUACCUUUCCUAAGGUCAUCUUCCCUUGAGGACACAUGUCUUGGCUACCAAAAUGAAGCCAGCGCCUCAUCUAGAAUCUUCACAUUCCAUCCUGGCCAGCAGCAUGUACUUCUUACUCACACAGUAAGUAGUAUUUGGUGGCCAGGUGAUUUUCCUUGAAUAGUUCCCAGCCCUUCAGAUUGAGGGUCACCAAGGAGACAGGACAGUCUAGCCCCAAGAGGACUGACGGAAGGAACAAGAGAGAUGGACAAGAUGGUCUGUAGUGGGGUGUGAAUACAAGGCUGGGCACUGUAAAACCAUUCCAGUAGACUCAGAAGCCCUUGUACUUUGUACAAAGCACACACAAACACACACGUGCAAGCACGUGUCCCCAACCCCACAUGUUUCUAUUAUACACCAAUGUCAGUAUGUAAUUUUGGAUGAAUUGACAGUAGUGGCAAACUAUGAUGCCUGUGUUUCUGAGUCUUUCAAUAAAAAUGACCAUGGA
Messenger RNA from Peromyscus californicus insignis, 5473 nucleotides. RefSeq names its product SH3 domain containing ring finger 3 (gene Sh3rf3). The transcript is spliced from 10 exons. The record is from RefSeq and is a predicted model, not a curated record. Gene Ontology annotation, molecular function: metal ion binding; protein binding. Lineage: Eukaryota; Metazoa; Chordata; Mammalia; Rodentia; Cricetidae. The coding region runs from base 11 to 2647 and encodes 878 amino acids.